GGACUGAGGCGUCUGUAAGUGUGUGAACAUAGAAAAUACCUAGCGAAACGACAGGCAUGAAAGAGAUAUACAUAAUUGUAUAUAGACUCUGAGUCAAGUCUUCGAUGUGUAAAGUCACGCAACGAUUUUUAGACCACGAAAAAAAUCAGACAAAUCAAACAGUCAGCGAACAAAAUUUCCAAUGCAACCUUGAGUGACUAUCCAUGGCUAGAAGUCUCACCUUGAUUUUCAUUCUCAUCACCCUGUUGGACUCCGGCACCUUUAACCUUAUUCAGAGAGUGAAGUCCGAUGAUGAUUCGGCUCCUCCAGGAACAUUUCUGCCAGGCAAGAAGCUAGGUGUGAACCAUAGAACCGGCUACAUCUGGUCACUUUCAUCAUCACCAAGUCCUUUGGGUGCUUUCACACUUUCUUGGGAGCACAAACGACGCCAAUUGCAUAUUAGCCUAGGUGAGGUGGUUUAUUGGAGUAGUGGAGUCUUUAAAGAUGGGAGGUUCGAAUAUAUAUCAUCACCCAGGUACAAUUUCACCAUCGUUUCAAAUAAAAUAGAAGACUCCAUCACCUACAGCACCGUGGAUCAUACUGAUAAAGUGUCAGCAUGGCUGCUGACGGACACGGGGGAUCUGUAUGAUACUUAUACAGGAGAUGACAUUGCGCGAGCAGACUGCGACGGCUAUAGCACCGAGAAAGGGUGCCUUAGAAGACUCCGGCCAAGUAGUUGCAUGGCGACAUUUGGGGUUGAGUUUCAGCUGAGAAAAGUUUACUGUCAUUCAACUAGUGAAAGAACCCCAUAUUAUUUUAGGAAUGUAAGUAAUGGCGCUAGUGAGUGCAAGGCUGCUUGUUGGCAAGAUUGUGAAUGCCGUGGCUUUGACAUUGCGAUUAAUCAAACCGCUGGAUGCCGGUUUUGGAGUGCAGACUGUCAAUUUGAUAAAGUCAGUGGAUUCAGUUCUGGAUCUAUUUUCGGUUCUGGAUCUAGUUUUGUGCUGUCAAGAUUAAUCCCUUUACAACCAUCGUCUCCCAGAAGUAUUAAACAAGAUCCAGCACGUAGGUUGAUCUGGAUUGGCACUGCUGUUGUCUCUGCUCUACUGGUAAUGGUGAGUUUGUUCGCCUGCUAUCUACUAAUAAGAAGAAUAGGAAGGAAAUUAGUACAUUCAGGUAUAUUCUUUAAACAUUAUGCGUGCAGCCUGUUAAUAAAGAUUUCAAUAUUUCAUUUAGUGUCAAAUGUUAAUUAUCUGCACAUAUCUACAUAUACAGGCCGAAAUGGAGCAAAGGUUCAGGAAAUUCUUACCUUGAUGAAACCUAAUAUACCUACUCAUGAAAAUGAUGGAAAGAUAGGAAAUGAUAUAAGCGUUUUUAGCUACACAUCUGUUAUGGCUGCUACACGCAACUUCUCAGACGAAAACAAGCUCGGUGAAGGGGGGUUUGGAUCUGUUUAUCAGGGAAAAUUGGUGACGGGACAAGAAAUAGCCGUAAAGAAGCUUUCCAAAAAUUCAGAGCAAGGCGCUCUAGAGUUUAAGAAUGAAUUGAUACUCGUAUAUGAACUCCAGCAUACUAACCUUGUUCAACUUUUUGGAUUUUGCAUUCGUGGUGAAGAGAGGAUGUUGAUAUAUGAGUACAUGCCAAACAAAAGUCUGGACUACUUUUUGUUUGAUUCAACCAGAGGUGUGCUACUCGAUUGGAAAAGGCGUUUCAACAUAAUUGAAGGAGUCGCUCAAGGAUUGCUUUACUUGCACAAAUACUCCAGAAUGAGAGUGAUUCAUAGAGAUUUGAAGGCCAGUAAUAUUCUACUUGAUGAAAGCAUGAAUCCAAGAAUUUCUGAUUUUGGUAUGGCAAGGACUUUUACACAAAAUGAACUGGAAGCAAAUACUAAGAGGAUUGUCGGGACAUACGGUUACAUGUCACCUGAGUAUGUCUUUGGGGGGAACUUUUCUAUAAAGUCCGAUGUGUACAGUUUUGGAGUCUUAAUGCUUGAAAUCAUCAGUGGUAGGAGAAACAACAGCUUCUACAAUGAUGAUCGUGUGCUCACUUUAGCAGGAUAUACAUGGGAGCUAUGGAAAAAAGAUGCAGCGUUGGAACUAAUGGAUCCAACACUAGCCAAUUCCUGUGAUGAGGAUCAAUUGUUAAGAUGCAUCCAUGUCGGUCUGCUCUGUGUGGAAGAGAAUGCAACCGAUCGGCCGAACAUGUCGGAUCUCAUAUCUAUGUUGACAAAUGAAAGCGUGCCUUUACCUAAACCAACAAAGCCAGCAUUUUGUACAAGGAGAAAUGUGAUCACGUCUGGUAUAGAUAGGAAGGGGCCAGAUCUUGAAUCUAUAAAUGGUCUGUCCAUUUCUGAUUUUGCCGCCCGUUAAAGCUAGUAAUCAACACACAUCCUCUCCUGAUUGUAGUUUUAUGUAAUUGGCAUCUAAUAUGUACUUAGAACAAAGUGGGUCAGCGAUAAUAUGUACAUACAUAUACGUUUUGGGGAUUAUCACGGCAUUCCACUUUGUAAAAUUUUUUCACACUCCACUCUAAGCAAUAAAAAGUGGAGUGUAAGUGAAAACGAAGUGUCAAAAUCACUAUAUUAUGAAUUCCCAAAAAAAAAAAAAUCA
Messenger RNA from Rosa rugosa (rugosa rose), 2585 nucleotides. Its product is annotated as G-type lectin S-receptor-like serine/threonine-protein kinase CES101. The coding region runs from base 204 to 2345 and encodes 713 amino acids. Lineage: Eukaryota; Viridiplantae; Streptophyta; Magnoliopsida; Rosales; Rosaceae. Gene Ontology annotation, molecular function: ATP binding; protein serine/threonine kinase activity. Gene Ontology annotation, biological process: protein phosphorylation. The record is from RefSeq and is a predicted model, not a curated record. The transcript has 6 exons.